This is a messenger RNA of Daphnia carinata, 1500 nucleotides long. RefSeq names its product cysteine-rich with EGF-like domain protein 2 (gene Creld). Gene Ontology annotation, molecular function: calcium ion binding. Lineage: Eukaryota; Metazoa; Arthropoda; Branchiopoda; Diplostraca; Daphniidae. The transcript has 7 exons. The record is from RefSeq and is a predicted model, not a curated record. Bases 175 to 1326 code for a protein of 383 amino acids.
UCCCCGGUCUUUUGGAUAGUUAUACGGCGUGUACAGUACGUGUUGUCAUUCAUUCAGUAAGCUGCCAAUAUCAUUUAGAAUUUACUCUACGUUUUGAGAUUCUACAUGAACCUCGGUGACCGAGCAGUUAUUUAAUUUGAAUACCGUGUAUUCAUUUGUCUUGUUACGCUCAAAAUGUACCAACAUCAAAAAUCCAUUCAAAGGUUAUGGAUUUUCGCAUUUUAUUUAAUUUUUACAUUGAGCUAUUGUAUAGCUCUUGACCCUCCAAACCACAAUUUAACACGCAAUAAAGCACAUAUUUUACCACCAUGUCAAGCCUGCAGGUCUUUGGUAGAUUCCUUCAGAAAGGGAAUGGACAGAACAUCCAGGGGAAAGUUUGAAGGUGGUGAUGCUGACUGGGAGGAGAAAAAGCUGAGAAGCUAUGCCAAUAGUGAAGUCCGACUAGUCGAAAUUCAGGAGAAAUUAUGCACAGACGUUUCUAAGGGAGAAGAUCAAUGUCAUAACUUGGCUGAAGCUCAUGAAUCUACAAUAGAGGAAUGGUUUCUUAACCACCAGAAAUUGCAUCCAGAUCUUCAUGACUGGCUUUGCAUACAAAAGCUUAAAGUCUGUUGUCCAGACCAUCAUUUUGGUCCAGAAUGCAAACCCUGCCCAGGCUCAUCCCCUGAAAUGGAAUGUAACUCAAAUGGAAAAUGCAAGGGCUCAGGAACCAGAAAAGGCAAUGGCAAAUGUAUCUGUGAUAAAGCAUAUACCGGUGAGCUUUGUCAACAGUGCGCUAGUGGAUUUUACGAUUCUUAUAGAGAUGACAAAAAGGUAUUAUGCUCUGCAUGUCAUCGCUCCUGUAAAGAUGCGUGCACCCAGUCUGGGCCGAAGGGUUGCCUGGCCUGUAACGAUGGAUGGUUUAUGGAUACCGAAUUAGGCUGCAGUGACAUUGAUGAAUGCUUGACUAAUAAAACAGCUUGCAAAGAAAACAGCUUUUGUGUCAACAGCCCGGGAUCGCAUACUUGCAUAAAUUGUGAUAAAGCAUGUAAAGGUUGUACCGCCGAUGGCCCCGACAAUUGUAUCGAAUGUGCCGAAAAUUACGAGCUCAAAGAAGGCGUCUGCAGAGGGCCUAAAAGUUGGACGCAGAGUUGGCAGGGAUCCAGCCUUCGUUACUUAACAUAUUUGGGGAUGUGCUUGUCGACCUGCAUCAUUCUCCAGAGCAGUACUACUUUGGCUGCUCUGGUCGGCGUUUGUGUCGCUGCCUAUAUAUCUCUUUCGGAAUACUCAAUUCAAAACGAAGACCCAAACACUGGAAAUCCUCUUAAUGGCGCUCAGAUCGUUAAAUAGCAAGUUACUUAUUUGUGUUUUUGGUUUUUUUUAUCUAGACUCUGCCGUGUCAGAAGCUAAGCAAAACACUGAACUAUGACGCUUCUCACCAAAGAGAGGCGUAGCAUGAAUUGUUCUAUCAUUGUGCUAUUGAACGGAUAGUGGAAUUAAUAUAAUUUGUACAUGUCAUCAUUU